Colletotrichum truncatum is the source of this 303-nucleotide messenger RNA. RefSeq lists its product as uncharacterized. Lineage: Eukaryota; Fungi; Ascomycota; Sordariomycetes; Glomerellales; Glomerellaceae. The record is from RefSeq and is a predicted model, not a curated record.
AUGAAAUUAUCAACUGUCUUCACUGUCUUCGCCUUGGUGUUGACUGCUCAGGGUUGCGAUACAUACAAAUACUGUGCUUGUACCGACGAAAAUGGGAACACCGAUGACCUAACGACCUCUUCUGUAUGUUCCGACACGCUUAUUAACGACCAAGGAUACUACGAGUGCAACAAAUACCAAAACUAUGUUUGGGUCGUCGAAGGCAUCGAUAACUGCAGUUUCAGAAAGGCGUGCCAAGCUAAGGGCGCAAAAGGAGACUCUAAAUGCCGAGCGAAGGUCGGCAUUUUUAAAUUCAAGGCGUAA